AGCGGAUUAAAGCAGUAAUUGAAAAUAUUCGUACUCGUAGUAAAAAGCUGAAGAAGAAAGCUCUGGUGCCUGCUACUAAAAAAGUCAGUGAGCCAAAAGAAAAGGAAAAAAUGGAUGCUGCAGGACAGGAAAAGAGAAAACAGAAACCUAGCGGCCGUCAUACUAUGUACAAGCUACAUAUCGGAUGGCGCCAUUACUGUCAAGGUGACUUUAGACAAAUUACAUCAAGACGAGGUGGGGGCAUUCGGAAGAUGGAAUAUAAUAUAACGGAGCCUCAGUCAGUGGAAUCAAUAAUUGAAGUCGGCAAACGUUUAUUUUUUCCGAAUGGAAGAAAUUCUUUUGGAAAUUUAAAUGAUAUGGAAGUGAAUUUAACUAAUUACAGCGGUGAGAAAAUUGAACGCUUCUGCAAUAUAGAUGAACAACCGUGUACAUUUCAAGAAUUUUUGAAGUCAACAGGAAGGUACUCGUCUCAAUUCCAUGUUUAUCUUUCGACGAAAAGCAUUACCUAUGAUAAAAUAAAGCCACUGGAAGAAACAAGUGAAACGAGUUAUCUUGCCAACAGGAAGACAAUACAAGGACUGCAUGUACAGUAUACUAAGAAUGAAACAUCAGAAUAUUCAGGAGACACCUCAAUUAUCACAUGUCAUAGCACAAAACAAUGCAGGGAAUUAUCAGGUAUUCCUGAUGACAUAGACGAUUACGACCCUCUUGAAGAUGGUUAUAAUGUAACGUAUCUGGCUGUAAAUGAUAAGGUUUACAUGGAGCGAACUUCGUCUGGCCUCAGUUUUCCACAAGACGUCGCUGGACAAGACAGUGCAUAUAUAUUUCAUGGACCUAAUGAGAUAUGUGGAAUGAAUGAAGGCAAAGUUGUUUUAGGCGUAGUAACAAACUGUUCUGAAAACGUUAAUUACACAUGGUAUAAGGAUCAAAGCAUAUAUGCAGCAGGGAUUAAUCUCAUGUUGAUACAUACAAAUGACACUGGUGUCUAUAAUGUAAAAUGCCAAGUAGGCGAAACGUUGUACACCUUUGAAGAGAGUGUUGAAAUAGCUUUGCCCGCAACUACAGAUAGAUAUGACAUGGAUAUGCGAAUCGACAGCGAGGUUACUGAAAAUCUGAACACCACACACUUUGGCAUAACUGCUGAUUUGAAAGAUUGCGUUUCUAAUACAGCAGCUACAGAUUCUAGCCUAGACAUGGUUACACAAACGUUUAUUGAAACAAGUGAUUUGGGUGAAAAUGAUGGUAAAGGUACACACAGUUUAACAACAACAACUUUUAUCUGUGACAAAGAUGGCACAUGUGCAAAUGCUGUAUCAGCAGCUUGUGAAACAAGUGUAUUCUGUGAAAAAGACGGCAUAGGUGCAAACGCUGUUUCAACAUUUCUUGAAACAAGUGUAAUCCAUGAAAGAGAUGCCACAGGUGCAAACGCUGUUCUUACAUUUCCUGAAACAAGUGUAAUCCAUGAAAAAGAUGGCACAGGGGCAACUGCUAUUCCAACAAUUCCUGAAACAAUUCCUGAAACAAGUGCAAUGUGUGUAAACAAUGGAUUUGUGGAUUCUGUGGAAACCAGACUGGACAAGGAUGAAAAUGAAAAUGAUAUUAAAGCUAAGCUUACUGGAAAAAACUCAAGAAAGAGUAUGGGUUCUUCUGAUAAUUUAGUUGCAGAGCAACCACCAGUUAAAAAAGGGUUUACACAGUUGGAUGCUAAUACUGACAACUUAAAUGUAAGGUUUGGAGACUUCAAAUUAUUGGAAAAAAUAAGGGAGGGUGGUUUUGGUGAGGUUUACAAAGGUGAAUAUUUGGGAACAGAUAUUGCAGUGAAGAAAGUAAAGAUAAAACGCAUGAAAGUUGUGAAACAGUCAGUGUUGCAAGAAGUUGUCACAAACAGUCAUCUUAGGCAUCCAAACAUUGUUCUACUGAUGGGUUACUCAAUCAAUACUGACUGUCUCUAUCUUCUCACAGAGUUCAUUGCAGGUCCAAAUUUGGAUGAUGUGCUUUUUGCUGACAAUGAGUACGAAUUUACUGUGCCUCAAAAACAUGCAGUGGCAUUGCAAGUAUGUCAGGGUGUAGCAUAUUUACAUAAUCAUAAUCCAAUAGUUAUUCACAGAGACAUUAAGCCUGAAAACAUUUUGCUGACGAGAAAUUUGGAAACGGCAAAACUUUGUGACAUGGGAUUGUCUAAGGUGAAGGUAAUGAAUACCAUGACCAAAACAGUUGCAGAUCGCAGAGAGACACAGCCAGGAACUCCAGCUUAUCAAGCUCCAGAGAUUCUUCUGCAAGCUAGGAGAGGCAGAACACAAGCAGAUGUUUGGAGCCUCUGUUGUUCAUUAGUUGAGCUCUUUACUGCCAAAACCAUAUGGGACUUGACCAGUGAGGAUGAUGAAAAUGACGACUCUGUCCAGGUUAUAAUCCGGGCAAUGCAAAGAAAGGAUAUGCCACAUGGGUUAAGUAAUUUAGACAGGGAGCAUACCCUUUCAGUGCAGCUGAAGGCUGUUAUUCAGAAGGGCUUAUCAUACCAGAUUGAGGACAGACCGACAGCAUUAGACUUUGUAGUUGCGCUAAAACAUGAACUUUAAAGAAAUGUGAUGAGCAGCUCAGGACCAUCAUGGCCCUCUUUAUCAGAUUGACGAUUGUUUAGAAUGCCCUGUGCAAUUAGUAAUGUACAUGUAGCCUCAUUUGGCUAUUAUAUUGGAGGUUAUUUUCCCUAACACACCUCAUAUAUCGCAUAAUACUGGUAAGGAUUUAUAUAGAUCUUUGUGUUUUGUGUUAAAGAUAAUUAACGUUUGAGACAAGUGACCUUUAUGUUAUUCAGUAGAAAGACAAAAGGGUCCAUUUUCUCAUGACGGCAGGUAUUUGUUAAAAUGAGGUUUCACACAAUCCGUUUACACAAAGUUAUAUCUUUUAACAUUAUAGAUCUGAUUUAAAGUGCACUUGUUACAUUUGCACACAGUGUAAAACAAGACCAGUUGGCUCUUAUAGGAGCCCUUUGAUUCAGGUAUACAGUGUUUGAAAUGUUACCGUUAAAAUCGUUAAAAUACAUGUAUACAUAGAAAUCGUUAAAAUACAUGUAUACAAAAUACAACAGUAGACUUGUUCAUUAGUUUGUUGCAGAUAAAUAAAAAGGACCAUUAAAAGUUCAUAAAAGUUAUUACGAGUUAUAUCCAUACAUACCUUAGAGACAACCU
Molecule: messenger RNA, 3185 nt
Organism: Mya arenaria
Lineage: Eukaryota; Metazoa; Mollusca; Bivalvia; Myida; Myidae
Exons: 3
Coding region: 111-2576 (821 amino acids)
Biological process (GO): protein phosphorylation
Molecular function (GO): protein kinase activity; ATP binding
Source: RefSeq, a predicted model, not a curated record